AACCCUUUUCGACUCGAAGGUGGUUGAAAAGACGGGCAUGUUCCUGAUAACAACAGAUUUGUUUGACCUGCAAGGUCCUACAACCCUAGAAACAAUCCUUCCACGUCGAUAUCGCAAAACACUGAUCAAGUUCCUUGUAUCCCACCAUGGCAGACGACCUAAUUGCACUUGAUGCCAGCGCCAUUUCCGCGACAGACGAAAAUACUGCCUACUUCAACUCAGUGCCAUGGUGUGUCGAGCUUCUCAAAGAUCAGAGCUUCAUCACGAUAGACACGAUAUCGCGCAGGGGCAAAGACGCAAUACGGGAUGCAUUGUUCGCGCGAACCCUAGCCACAGCAGAAACCAUGCCAGCGUUUAUGACACAGUAUAAGCUCGUGGACCUCAGUCAAACCAACCCCACGUUACCCCCCGACCAUUUUCAACCCCGAAUCCAGGAAGUCAGGUGUUUUAUCGCUCUGGCCAAUGGUCUCAAUGGCUAUCCGGGCAUCAUGCACGGCGGCAUGGCCGCUUGUAUCGCCGACGAGGUCACAGGUUUAUUGGGGCGCCAUAACUAUCGCCUGCAAGUAGAAAACCCCCGGCCGGGCCAUGAUCUUCCACUCUGGGCCACAGUCACAGGCGAUUUGACCGUCAAGUAUCGCCGGCCCGUCGCGACAGGUCAGGUCGUCCAAGUCCGCGCCUGGUAUAACACCAACAAGUUGGAUAGGAACAAGUUUACCACAAAGGCUGUCAUUCAGGAUUCGUCUGGUCAGGUCUUGUGUGAGAGUAUAGUGACGUUCGUGGCCAUCAAGCCCGGAAAGGAGGGGCUAUUUAAGCCUGACAGGAAGAUCAAGUUGUAAGCCACAAUACAGGGUUGUCCUUUGGUGGCGUGUGAUCGGCAGUCAUGUUCGCAUUCUGAAAAAUGCUCCUAGAAGGAUAGACAGAUCUUGAAUCGUCUGAUGCUGGGUAUAGAUAGAGAGAUCAUUUCAUGCCUAAAGGCUUGGUGUAAUCUAAUUCCACAGCCUAACUG
Exophiala mesophila is the source of this 1006-nucleotide messenger RNA. RefSeq lists its product as uncharacterized. The record is from RefSeq and is a predicted model, not a curated record. The transcript has a single exon. Bases 147 to 836 code for a protein of 229 amino acids. NCBI's taxonomy places the organism in Eukaryota, Fungi, Ascomycota, Eurotiomycetes, Chaetothyriales, Herpotrichiellaceae.